Molecule: messenger RNA, 1206 nt
Organism: Orussus abietinus
Lineage: Eukaryota; Metazoa; Arthropoda; Insecta; Hymenoptera; Orussidae
Exons: 2
Coding region: 1-1206 (401 amino acids)
Biological process (GO): deoxyribonucleotide biosynthetic process
Cellular component (GO): cytosol
Molecular function (GO): ribonucleoside-diphosphate reductase activity, thioredoxin disulfide as acceptor
Source: RefSeq, a predicted model, not a curated record
AUGGCCUUUCUACACGCGCAUUCGCACGAGUGCCUGAAAUUCCAACUUAGCCCCUUCUCGUUACCACCGACGCAAACGACGAUCGACAAUUCGCAAUGGGUACACUACAAACCCAUUUCCUCGUUGAGCGAUGGCUCACCCAUCGAAUUCGUCGUUCCAGGACACGGCGAUGGAUACCUCGAUCUCGCUUACACGAUGCUCAGUGCUCGUGUUGCGCUUCAAUCCGUACAUUCCGAUAUCGAGGUCAAAACUCUCAAAGAUGUGGAAAAUGUCGGCCCUAUCAACAAUCUUCUGCACUCUAUGUUCAACCACGUGGAUGUAUUCUUCAAUCAGAAACUCGUGUCACCGCCUAAUAACGCCUACGCGUACACAGCGUACAUCGAGACCCUCUUGAAUUACGGAUCGGAUGCUAAAAAAUCGCAUCUUACGAGCUCGCUGUGGUACGGCGAUACAGCCGAUCGAUUUUUACUAAACGGUGUAGAGAUACGUUUGCGUCUAGUGCGCAGCUGCGACUCGUUUUGUCUCAUGAACCCGACGAACUCGUUUAAAGUACACAUCCUAGAGGCGACUCUGCCUGUGCGUCGAGUAAACGUAAACCCCGGAAUACUGUUGUCUCACGAGCGCGCGCUGGCUAAAACCGCGGCGAAGUACCCGCUCACGCGAGUAGAGGUGAAGGUCAUAUCGAUGCACUCCGGUUUGCACAGCGAGACACUGGACAACGCGAUUCUCGGCCAAUUGCCGAAACGAAUCAUUCUCGGUUUCGUGGAUAACAGAGCCUCCAAUGGCGAUCGCAAACUCAAUCCUUUCAAUUUUGCGCACUACAACAUCAAUUAUCUGUCUCUGUAUGUGGACGGUAUUCAAGUACCGUCGAAACCUCUACAACCGGAUUUCACCAAGAAUCGUUUAUACGAGGCUGCGUACCACACGCUGUUUUCUGGUACCGGCACGCAUUUUCUCGAUCGAGGUAAUUGCAUCGAUCGAGAAAAAUAUCCCGAUGGCUAUUGCCUCUUUGCCUUUGAUCUGACACCCGGUCUCUCGGCCAAUGAGAACUCCCAUUGGAAUCUCAUCAGGCACGGCAGCGUAAGAAUCGAGGUGCGAUUCGAGAACGCUCUGUCGUCGAAGGUAAAUUGCAUCAUUUAUGCUGAGUACGAGAAUGUUCUGGAGAUAGACGCAUCGCGCCACUUUCUGGUAGAUUUCAACGGCUAA